AACUCCCAUCAGCCCCUGCGGCGCAUGUGUUAGCGUAUUACAGUGCUGACAUGGCUGCUCCCAUCGGCUGUGCACUACGGUUCUUCUUAUGGAGCAUUAUAGUAUUGAUUUGGGUGUGCUGUAUACCCUGCACCCAUGCCCUGAUAGAGGGGCUUUACUGCGGUACUCAGAUAUGCUAUGAUGUCCUGGGAGUGAGCAGAGACGCUUCUAAAGCCGAGAUCGGCCGCGCUUACAGACAGCUGGCCCGCAUAUACCACCCCGACCGCUACCAGGCUGGAGAUCCGGCCCUGUCCGGAGAGAGUCCUCAGAGUGCCCAGCAGAAGUUCCUGCUCAUCGCUACAGCUUAUGAGACUUUAAAAGAUGAUGAAUCUCGGAGGGACUAUGACUACAUGCUGGAUCAUCCAGAGCAAUACUACAGCCACUACUACACUUACUAUAGAAGACGACUGGCACCCAAAGUGGAUGUUCGACUGGUCAUCCUUGUGACUGUGUGUGCUAUCUCAAUUUUUCAGUAUUACAGCUGGUGGAGCAGCUACACAGAUGCCAUCAACUACUUAACCACAGUCCCCAAAUACCGCAUUCAGGCCACCGAGCUGGCCAAGCAGCAAGGUCUGUUAAACCGCACCAAAGAGAAAGGCAAGAACCGGCGAUCCAAAGAGGAGAUCCGCGAGGAAGAGGAGGAGAUCAUACGAGACAUCAUCAAGAACAAAAUUGACAUCAAAGGUGGCUACCAAAAGCCCAACAUCUCAGACAUCCUGCUGUUCAGAAUCAUUCUGUUUCCUUACCACCUGUGUAUCUACGUGGCCUGGUACUGCUCGUGGGUCUAUCGCUUUACUAUUCGAGGUGAAGAGUACUCCGAGGAGGAGAAGCUCUACAUUAUCCGCAAGCACAUGAAGAUGUCACAGGCUCAGUUCGACAGCUUGGAAGACCACCAGAAACAGACCUUUCUGGAGCACCAGCUGUGGAAAAAGGAGAACUAUGAGGUUUAUAAGAAAGAGCAGGAGGAGGAGAUGAAGAUAAAGAUGGCUAUAGACCCUCGGUGGAAGCGUUACAGACGCUGGAUGAAGACUGAAGGACCUGGCCGCAUGACCUUUGCUGAUGACUAAAUGCACUCACCUCACACACAUGCUUCUGAUUACACAAACGAGAGUGAGCGCAUAUGAAGGAGCACACAUGUUUACAGAGCACUUUUGUGUGCAUUCUUUCAAAGUUUUUGACUGUAAUUCACUGAUAUGAAUACAACUUUAAAGAGAGGGCUGUGUUUGUACAGAAGCUGCUGUAACUGCUGUCUGGCUCUUUGGAGCUCUUCGAAGCUGAUCUGAGAUCCGUUUUGGAGUUUACUGCAGUUUUCUGUGUUAUUAGCAAUCAGAGCAGUGCGCUCAUCCACAUCGCUGCUGUCGUCUUGGCCUUCAGUCGUAUAAAAAAGGCUGCCUUUAAGUUUGUUGGUACCUGUUUUACCUCUUUACAUAUCACAAUAAUGAAAUAUUAUAUUUUUAAACUAAUAUUAAAGUGACUGUUAAAUAAACCCAA
Molecule: messenger RNA, 1530 nt
Organism: Trichomycterus rosablanca
Lineage: Eukaryota; Metazoa; Chordata; Actinopteri; Siluriformes; Trichomycteridae
Gene: dnajc25
Product: DnaJ (Hsp40) homolog, subfamily C, member 25
Exons: 4
Coding region: 51-1106 (351 amino acids)
Biological process (GO): protein folding
Cellular component (GO): endoplasmic reticulum membrane
Source: RefSeq, a predicted model, not a curated record